Messenger RNA from Hepatospora eriocheir, 228 nucleotides. The record is from the annotation of a GenBank genome assembly. Lineage: Eukaryota; Fungi; Microsporidia; Hepatosporidae.
AUGAUCAUUAAUAAGAACAUAAAGUUUAUUAAAAACACAGUUCAUAAAACUACAAGAAAAUAUACAACUAACAACAACAUAAAGCAAGGAAUUUUGGUACCAAAGUCAUACACGUCAAAAGCGAGUAUAUACGAUUAUAAUAUAACUAAAAUUAUACAAAAAAGAUUUACAUCCAAGUGCUUUCUAUCACUAGCUUUAAUAAACCCGAUAAGGAAAGAAACUCUAUAA